ACACGUUCAUUUUAUGCUACAAAUUGUGUCUAAAACUUCAACUCGACAUUGACAAUCAAAUUGUUUUCCUCUUGUUUCUUUCUCUUGCUGUUUUAGAACGCAUAAACAGACGAAAUGGCAAAGUCUAAGAAUCACACAAAUCACAACCAAAACCGCAAAGCCCACAGGAAUGGCAUCAAAAAGCCUAGGAACCAAAGGCACGAAUCCACCCUUGGCAUGGACCCCAAGUUCCUGAGGAACCAAAGGUUCUGCAAAAAGGGUAACCUGAAGCCAGCAAAGCAGCUAGCGCGUGCCGCCGAGAGGAAAGCCACGCGGGAAGCUAAGGCCAAGAAAUGAACAUCUAGCUGUAAGGAAAUAAAAACUAAAACUUA
Helicoverpa armigera (cotton bollworm) is the source of this 371-nucleotide messenger RNA. RefSeq names its product large ribosomal subunit protein eL29-like. Lineage: Eukaryota; Metazoa; Arthropoda; Insecta; Lepidoptera; Noctuidae. The transcript has 4 exons. Gene Ontology annotation, biological process: cytoplasmic translation. The record is from RefSeq and is a predicted model, not a curated record. Gene Ontology annotation, molecular function: structural constituent of ribosome. Bases 115 to 336 code for a protein of 73 amino acids. Gene Ontology annotation, cellular component: ribosome; cytosolic large ribosomal subunit.